This is a messenger RNA of Homarus americanus (American lobster), 3943 nucleotides long. Its product is annotated as acyl-coenzyme A oxidase 3, peroxisomal-like. The record is from RefSeq and is a predicted model, not a curated record. Bases 174 to 2147 code for a protein of 657 amino acids. Gene Ontology annotation, cellular component: peroxisome. Gene Ontology annotation, molecular function: fatty acid binding; FAD binding; acyl-CoA oxidase activity. Gene Ontology annotation, biological process: lipid homeostasis; fatty acid beta-oxidation using acyl-CoA oxidase. Lineage: Eukaryota; Metazoa; Arthropoda; Malacostraca; Decapoda; Nephropidae. The transcript has 14 exons.
GCAGCGCUGGUUGCCAACCUUAGACCACGAGGCAUAGGCUGGGGAAUUCGAAGAGUCAGCGACAAACGGCAUGGAUUAAGCAGCAAAUUUAGGGAUUUGUGGUAUAGAAGAUAAUUGUUGUAUUACCUCAAGAAUAUCCAAAAAAAUUUUUACACAUUAAAGUAGAGAGCAUCAUGUUCCGUACACUGUCGUCACAUUUGGUUUCAUCAGCUGUACGUCACCAUCGCACAGCUGCUACCAGGUAUACAGAUAUUCAGAGAUGGCUGUCAACAGCAGAAACAGCCACCCACCCCCAUGGGUCACUGAGCAACCAGUCCCCUCCUAUGGACCUGCGCUCAGCCCAGAGUGUUUGUAACUUCAAUAUUGAGGAAAUGACAGCACUCCUUGAUCAUGAUAACCAUGAGAUGAGGACCAAGUUUAGAGAAUUUAUGAGCGAUCCAGUUAUGAAACCUCGCUACAACAUCCCCCUUCAUGAGGAGCGUGAUGUAGCUCUCGCUCGACUCCAACGGAUCUGUGACUCGGGGUUCAUCUCUGUACUCGACUUCCAGAACAACCCACUCCGUAUCUUUGCCGCCCACGAGUUAGCGUCCAUUAUUGAUCCUGCAAUGGCUACCAAGAUGACAGUGCAGUUCAACUUAUUCGGGGGCACUGUUUUGAAGCUGGGCACCAAGAGACACCACGAUAAACUUCUCGCCGGAAUUGAUACCUUGAAGGAUGUUGGCUGUUUUGGCCUCACAGAAUUGGGCUAUGGUAACAAUGCCGUGGAAAUGGAGACCACCGCUGUUUAUGAUAAGGAGACUGAGGAAUUUAUUGUGAAUACACCCAGCACUCUGGCACAGAAGUACUGGAUCACCAACGGGGCUGUUCAUGCCAAGCACAUUGUUGUGUUUGCACAGCUGAUUGUGGAGGGCGUGAAUCAUGGUAUCCACGGUGUUCUUGUUCGCAUUCGUGAUGACAAUUUACAGGUGCUGCCAAAUGUUCGUGUGGAGGACAUGGGGUACAAGAUGGGCUUGAAUGGAGUAGACAAUGCCAAGUUGGUGUUUGAUAACGUGCGAGUGCCACGAGAGAAUCUGCUAAAUAAAUACAGUGAUGUGUCACCAGAAGGAGAGUUCACGUCUUCAGUUAAAAGCUCCCGUGCUCGGUUCCUCACAGUGGCAGAUCAGUUGCUGUCGGGUCGUAUUUGUAUUGCCAGUAUGUCCAUGGGUGUCUCUAAAGCUGCCCUCGCCAUUGCCUUACGUUAUGCAGCAUCUCGCCUGACCGUUGGUCCAACAGGUAAAUCUGACAUGUCAAUUCUUCAGUACCAGCUGCAGCAGAGAACCCUUUUGCCUCUUCUGGCUAGGACAUAUGCUAUCAACUUUGGACUAGACUAUGUGAAGGAACGAUGGGCAUUCCAAGCACCAGAUGGCUCUGAACACCCUGAAGUUGUAACAAUGUGCUGUGUCAUCAAACCCUUGGCAUCUUGGAAUUCAGAAAAUGUUGUUUCAGUGAGCCGGGAGCGCUGUGGAGGACAGGGAUACCUCUCAUGCAACAGGUUUGGCACCUUCCUGGGUCUAGCCCAUGCAGCAAUGACAGCCGAGGGGGACAAUUGCGUCCUCAUGCAGAAAGUAGCAAAAGAGAGACUGGAAGCCUUCAAGCCUCUAGCUACAAACAAAGACCUUCCAGAAGACCCCACCAACAUUCAGUUCCUGCAUGACCUCCUUAACAGAAGGGAGAACCUCUACUUCAUGGCACUAGGGAAGAAGUUGAAGACUGUAGGAAGGGCCGGUCUGUUUAAUACAUGGAUGAUGCAAGAAGCUGACUUAAUUCAGGAUGCUGCCUGGGCCUAUGGAGAAAGGCUCAUCUCUGAACAGUUUGGAAAAGUGCUUAAGACUUGUGAGAGCAGCCUGACACCUUCACUGACUAAGCUGUAUCACCUUUACCUUCUGGACAUUUUGGAAAAGAAUAUGGGCAGCUUUAUUAUCAAUGGACUGAUUUCCCCAGAGGCAGCCAAACAGGCUGUUGCUGUAUCCCGUGAUUUGUGUAGGGAAAUUGGGCCAGAUGCUCUUCCUCUCUCUGAAGCCUUUGCUAUAAGUGACCAAAUGUUAUCUGCACCCAUUGCCCUAGACUGGGUGGAGUACAAUGUGAGGGAUAACCAGGGUGAGCUGUAGAACUUAUUGCAUGUUUGUAAAUACUCUACUUACUGUGAACAAUAGUUAUUAUUUUAUAACCUGGUAAAGGAUUAUUGAAUUUAAACAUCUCUGUUUCUCUCGGUUCUAAUAUUUUUAAGUUUCUUCUUCUCUUUGAAAUUCUGGUGCAAAAUUGUUUUCUAUUGGAAGGGAUUUGCAAUCACUACACUGCCUCCUUGUUUACUGAUGGCAUAGUAGUCGUUUUGUUAUAUCUGCUCUACCCAGAACAGACCAUCAAGCCUGUGUGACCCACUUUUAUGGUGUUUUUCAGGUAACUUUUGAAAGUUUUAUUUUGUGUUUUUGAUGAACUUUUAGCAUGAUUGAAUAUUUGAUAGAAAGAUGUUUUUAAGUUUCACUAUGGGGACUGCUGAUAGUGUCAUAAUAUUUACUAUUGAGAAUAUAUUAAGUAAUAUUUCUAUCUUUAGGUAUUUUGUAUUAAACUACAGUACAGUAUAUUGGAAUUCACUUUUACUGAACUUAGUUACAGAUAGAUUGCUAAUGGUGAAUGUAAAUAAGUAACUUAAUGUUAUACUGUACAUAAAGUAUUUUUUCAAGUGCCAAUAGGGCUAUAGUAGUGAAAAUAUCUUGCUGGCAGUUUUGUGAUGUAAAAAUUACACAACCAAUAUUUUCCAAGUCUCCACAAAUCAAGUGUAUUAAGCUUAGUUAAUUUUAACACGAGUCUCUCCACCCUUGUUGAGAACUAUACCCAACUCCUAUGAGAUACUACAGGUAUAGGUAAAGUUGUCCAGGUACUCAUGUGGACAAACUUUGUUCCUGCUACACACCAGAGGCAGUAAUGUUUUUUACAACUUUAUAAAAACACAGUUGCAAAAUAAUUAUCCUUAUUGGGUGGCUGUAAACACUUCAAUAGGACAGUUGCCACAUGUGGAGAAUUGGUGACAGGUUUGUGCCAAAUAAAAUAAGUGUACUGUACAUCAUAUACUUGCUGCCACUUACGACAUCUGAUCUCCAUUUGUGACUUUUAUCACAGACUCUCUGGUGAUGGUAUAUAUUAUCUGAAGUUUCAUUAAGUAUCAGUUCAUGAGACAAAUGUUAAAAACACCCAGACAAUAAAUCCAGACCACUUUACAUUAAAUUGAAUUGGGUGUAUUUGUUAGGCUCAAAGAACAAAUUAUCUAACUGAGCGACAAAAAACAACGGAAUGUGGAUGUUGGAAAAAACCUACAAGCAAAAUUUCUCUUUCUGGUUAUUUUGCUGUAGUCAAUGUGUUGCAAUAUUUUUUCACUCAAUGAGCGAAUUUGUUGUCGAGUCUAACAUAUCCAGAAAAACUAGUUAAGAGACAUUGUUACGUCAAUACAAGUAACCUUAUGAUAUGUAGAAACUCGUAAUAUUGCAUCUGUUUACUUCUUGUCUUCGUGUAGUAGCUAGUCCAACACUGAUAAAUGGGCAGGCAGGGUUUAAUCCUAAGGUACCCCUUCCACUUUCACUAGUGACUGGGGACUCUUUGCUGGGAACCCGUCAGAGUUGGCAAGAGAUUUAAAACAUUUCAUCCACUGCAAAACCCAUUGGAGAUGCUCUAGACUAGUAAUGAUACAUGACUUUUCAAGAACUUUUUAUAGUUUUGUCAUAAAAGAUAACCGAUUAUUUCUUAAAGUGCUCCUUACGGUCAGGCUGAGGGAGAAGCAUACUGUAACUGUAGCUAUAGGCUCUGUUAAAGAUUUCAGUGUAACAGUUGCAAUGCAAAGCCACAAAUCUAUCAAUGCAAUUACUUAUAAGUUAGUGUAAAAAAAAUAAAUAAACAUUUGGUAAUAAACAAA